AUGCAAAGGGGCUGGCAGCUUAUCUCGAAUCCACUGACCCGCUCCAUUAGCCAGAAGAAGACCAGGUGCCCGGGUGAAAGGCCCAUGUGCUCAUUUUGUGAGCGUCUCGGCCAGACUUGCACUUAUCUUCAGCGCGGACGUGAUCGCCGUGGCGCUGGUCCUCGUGGCAUGAUACGCGGGCCGUCUCCAGAGAACCCUGACCCUCCUCCAGACACGCUAUAUCACUUUGUCGAAGUGUAUCGACAGCACAUCUACUUCCAACCGAUACCCCUCUUCGAUGUUCAAUACAUUUACGACAACCUACAAUCCUUUCCUUCAUUCCUCCGAUGGGCGUUUCUAGCUAUAGCUUUGAGAUUCGCAAAGCACCCAUUUUAUGGCGGCAAUGGUAUGCAAGCAAGCGAGUUCUAUAUUGCUUCCUCUCGCAAGACUGUCAUGCGACUUGCUCUUGAUGGAGUGAGCGAGCUUGAAGUGUUACAGGCACUAUGUCUUCUGGCUCUGUGUGAGAUUAAGGACGGCUUGUGUGCAAGGGCAUGUAUGACAAUCGGGGUCGCUUCUCAGCUACAGUGCGUGCGUGUCACCCAAGCUCAGGCCCAAGCGCUUCAUAGCCGGGCUUCCAACGACCCGGCCAGUUCCAGAUGCCACUGGAGCAUCCUGAUUUUAGAGUCAGCCUUCUCUUCUCACCCGGGGGCCCGAAUACAAGGAAUCGACCCCCCAGAUUGUCCCCGAAGCCCAGCCCGACCUCUGCCUCUUUCUGCCUCAACAAGCAUGCGAGAGCAUCCCGAUUUGUUUGACAGCAACGAAGUCAACGGAAGAGACUAUGGUAUCAAUGCGUAUUGCUUGCAGAAAGUGCAGAUCUGGGGUGAGAUCGUUUCCUACAUGGAAAGUAUUCGGACCGGGAAGCACGACAGAUCGUCGAUUGCGUCACAUAACCAACUUACACUAAAGAUGUACGAGUCGGAGUCGAAACUUUCCUACCAGCACCUGUUUCGAAAAGUCAGGUUUCAGCAUCGGCAACCUUCCGAGCUGUCUGGCAACCGAGAGUAUUGGGCUCCAUGGAUACUGAUGCAGAUAUCCUAUCACGGUUCACAAGCGGCUCUUAACCACCCAUUCAUCCACCUCGUUGCACUCCGUGGAUCGCAGGGCGCAUCGCAGUCUCGUUCAUUUUUGCAGGAGACCCUUGAUAGGGCUCUAUUCCACUCUUCUUGGGUCUCCCGUUUUCUUCAGAUAUGUGAAGAGCUCCAGUUUGACAUAUCAGACCCGCUGAUUGGGCAGAUCGUUGCUACAACAGCCACCGUACCGUGGCUGUUUCAGUUUGUUAGAGAUGAUGCUAUCUCGAGUCGAGCCAAGAGAGACUUUGAAACGUGCGAGAGAUGUUUGGGUCGGAUCUCAACACACUGGCCUCACAUCGCUCAAAUGGUACAGACUCGACUUUGUCCGCACGCAGACCUUAUCCAGGCUUACAGAACUUUACAGUACCAAACGUUAAGAAGUCUCCAGUCGACGAUUGAGCAGCGAGAAGGUGACGAAAAGUCGGACCGCACUACUGUUCAGUUCCCACCUGAUGUGGUCUGGCAACUCCUCUCACCGCAAGCCAUGACGGCAUCGCGGCUGGGGCUGAGCGAUUAUCAUGGCCCGAGCCCCGGAAACGGUAUCUCGACUGCCACGCUGCAGAUAACAACGACAAUCGUUCACCCAGCCACAGAGGACGAACUGAGUCAUCAGACGGAGGUGGAUGCUCAGGACACACAGAUGCCGUGGGAGGAUGUCUUUGACCAGCCGUUUCUAACAAAUCUGCUGUCGGACUCGCUUGUCGAAGACUAUUCCUGGCUGCCGUUUAAUUAG
Messenger RNA from Fusarium keratoplasticum, 1842 nucleotides. Its product is annotated as Zn(2)-C6 fungal-type domain-containing protein. The transcript is spliced from 4 exons. Lineage: Eukaryota; Fungi; Ascomycota; Sordariomycetes; Hypocreales; Nectriaceae. Gene Ontology annotation, cellular component: nucleus. The record is from RefSeq and is a predicted model, not a curated record. Gene Ontology annotation, molecular function: DNA-binding transcription factor activity, RNA polymerase II-specific; zinc ion binding. Gene Ontology annotation, biological process: regulation of DNA-templated transcription. The coding region runs from base 1 to 1842 and encodes 613 amino acids.